AUGAAGAAGAAGACAAAUGUUAAACAUUGUGAAGGCAAUAAUGACGUCUCAAAGCACAGCAAGAGUUUGAAUUCAGAUGAUAAACAAGGAUUUGAAGAAGAAAAAGAAACUCAAACAUCGUCGUUAAAACCGACAGUGAUAACGAUGAUAUUAAACGAUCAUCGGAAUUCAUCUCUAGCCUUCGUCUACGUAUUGUCUCACCUCCAAGUUGUUGAUGCCAGAAGAAAAAACAAAAAAAAACCAGUUUCAUUUAGUUAA
Molecule: messenger RNA, 258 nt
Organism: Clunio marinus
Lineage: Eukaryota; Metazoa; Arthropoda; Insecta; Diptera; Chironomidae
Source: the annotation of a GenBank genome assembly